Molecule: messenger RNA, 627 nt
Organism: Ficedula albicollis (Collared flycatcher)
Lineage: Eukaryota; Metazoa; Chordata; Aves; Passeriformes; Muscicapidae
Product: avidin-like
Exons: 4
Coding region: 85-525 (146 amino acids)
Molecular function (GO): biotin binding
Source: RefSeq, a predicted model, not a curated record
GAGCAUCAGCAGAGACCUGCGAGGAGCACAUCCCCAGGUACACCAGCUACACCCAGGUACAUCACCUGCCCGUGUGCUGCAGAGAUGGUGCGAGCAACUCCCUUCCUCCUCGUGCUCUUCCUGGCCCUGGGGGCUCACGGUAAAAAGUGCUCCCUGACCGGACACUGGGUCAAUGACCUGGGCUCCAACAUGACCAUCCCUGCAGUGAAUGGAAAUGGUGACUUCACCGGCAUGUACCACACAGCUGUGACAGCCACCACCAACGAGAUCAAGGUGUCACCACUGCAGGGAACCAUGCAGAAGGGCCCUAACCAGAAGGGUCAGCCUACCUUCGGCUUCACUGUAAACUGGAGCUUUUCAGAUUCCAUCACUGUUUUCACGGGCCAGUGCUUUGUGGAUAGUGAAGGAAAGGAGAUUUUGAGGACCAUGUGGCUGCUGAGAUCACGUGUGGAGAACAUCAAUAAUGACUGGAAAGCCACCAGGGUCGGCACCAACAUCUUCACCCGCCUGCCGUUCCAGGAGUGAGAGCCUGGGGGGUUCCCAGGCCAGCUGCACUGCCAGGGGUGUGGCCCCUGCCCCUGCAGCAUCACCUUCUUUUCUUUCCCAAUAAAGCUUUUCUGCAAAUAC